AUGAAAUUCAUUUCUUUAAAAAUAGAUAAACGCUUGGAUAUACAAGCACUUCGAGGAUUGGCUAUUAUAUAUAUAAUGGCAUUUCAUAUAUUUCCCGAUAAAUUCACAAAUGGUUUUAUAGGUGUCGAUAUAUUUUUUGUGCUAUCCGGUUUCCUUAUCACUAUGAUCCUCGAUCAAUCUAAACCUAUCACUGCAUUUGUUGUUGCUGAUUUUUUUAGAAAACGCAUUCAACGAAUUUUUCCAGCUUAUUAUCUCUUAUUAACUAUUGUUAUAAUUUUUGGUGGUAGUGGACAUUUGAUUAACAUAGAUUUUGAAAUUCUACUUACUGAUUCGAUUUGGGCAUUCAUAUUUCUUUCUAAUGUUCAUGAUUGGAUUAAAAACAAUGAUUAUUUCGCAGCGGUAAUUUCCUUUUUUAUCACUAUUGGAAAUUUCAAUUUUUUACUCCAUACUUGGUCAUUGGCUGUUGAAAUGCAAUUUUAUCUUUUGGCACCUUUAAUUAUGAAAAUUCGACGCGAAUUCACCUAUGGCAAUAUUAUCGUAAUUGUUAUUUCAGUACUCUCCUUAAUACUACAUUUAGAAGCACAAGCUUCUCAGUCAUUUUCGUUCAUUUUUAGUCGACUAUGGCAAUUUUUUUGCGGUACUUUGGCGUUUCAUUUGUCGAAAAUGAAUAACCGUAUAUUUGUUUCAGAUUACUAUUUGAAGGCUUGGAAAGCCUUAACAAUCUUAUCACUUAUAAUCAUAUCACCAUUAUCGAUAAUAAUUCAUUUAAAUGAGAAAUUAUGUCGAAUCUUAGUGACAGGAGCAGUAACGAUAAUAAUAGCUGGAAAAUGGCAAGAUUUAAGUGAAAAAUAUUUAACUUUGCUUGGAUUGGAUUUUAUCGGCGAUUUGUCCUAUUCAUUGUAUUUAAUACAUUGGCCUUGUAUUAUUUUUAUCAAAUAUAUUUAUGAUAUUUCCUAUUUUGAUUUGAACGGUUUCGAUUUUUUAUUUUUUGAUAAUUAA
Dracunculus medinensis (Guinea worm) is the source of this 999-nucleotide messenger RNA. Lineage: Eukaryota; Metazoa; Nematoda; Chromadorea; Rhabditida; Dracunculidae. The record is from the annotation of a GenBank genome assembly.